Lacerta agilis (Sand lizard) is the source of this 1744-nucleotide messenger RNA. RefSeq names its product membrane associated ring-CH-type finger 9 (gene MARCHF9). Lineage: Eukaryota; Metazoa; Chordata; Lepidosauria; Squamata; Lacertidae. Gene Ontology annotation, biological process: protein ubiquitination. The coding region runs from base 346 to 1413 and encodes 355 amino acids. Gene Ontology annotation, molecular function: ubiquitin-protein transferase activity; zinc ion binding. The transcript is spliced from 4 exons. The record is from RefSeq and is a predicted model, not a curated record.
GCUGCUCCCCUUCGUUCCUUUCCUGCGCCCCAUCACCCCGGGUACCCUGCACACACCUGUAAACACGCAGCCUUCCUUUCUCCCAUCGCCGGCGCCUUUUGUGCCCGAGAUGUGGGUCCCGAGGCUGGCCCCCCGCUCUCCCCUCUGCGGCCCCCGGUGCUCCCCAUUGCCGCUCCUCUCCUCCGCUUCUUCCCCGGCCCCCAAUGCGGGGCAGGGGCACAGCUAAGCGCCCUUGGCCCCUUACCCUUUUCGUUCCACCGCCCCCCCCUCCUGCCGCCCCCCAAGAAAGCUAAACGCUGCCGCCGUCGUUGCUUCUGCUGCUGCCGCCGCCACCGGGGGAGGUAAAUGAUGUUCAAGUACCGGAUCCGCAUGUUCUUCAACGAGCUGAAGCUGCUGGUGUUGAUGCGGCGGGGCCGCCCGGAGCCCGAGCCGGGAGCCGGGGGAAGCCGCGGGGCGCUGGGCGGCAGCGGCUGCGGCUGGCCCCCAUUCGCCGACUGCUCGGCCCGGCAGGACGAUGAGGCCGAAUACUACGGCGGCGGAGGCGCCGAGACCCGGCCGCGGAGCCUGGCCCUGGAGGAGAAGGACCCCCGACCCCAACCCCCCGGGCAACAGCCCGGGCAGCAGCCCGCGUCGGGCGGGGCGGGGGGAGCUUUGGACUCGGUGUCGCUUAGCAGCAGCUUGGAUAGUGGCAUGAGGACCCCGCAGUGCCGGAUUUGCUUCCAGGGACCAGAGCAGGGGGAGCUGUUAAGCCCAUGUCGCUGCGACGGGUCUGUCCGCUGCACCCACCAGCCCUGCCUGAUUCGCUGGAUCAGCGAGAGAGGUUCUUGGAGCUGCGAGCUGUGCUACUUCAAAUACCAGGUCUUAGCCAUUAGCACAAAGAAUCCCUUGCAGUGGCAGGCGAUUUCCCUGACGGUGAUCGAAAAGGUACAGAUCGCAGCCAUCAUCCUGGGUUCCCUCUUCCUCAUCGCCAGCAUCUCGUGGCUCAUCUGGUCGUCCCUCAGCCCCUCGGCCAAGUGGCAGCGGCAGGACCUGCUCUUCCAGAUCUGCUAUGGGAUGUACGGCUUUAUGGACAUCGUCUGCAUAGGCUUGAUUAUCCACGAAGGCUCCUCGGUGUAUCGAAUAUUCAAGCGUUGGCAAGCGGUGAACCAGCAGUGGAAGGUGCUGAACUACGACAAAGCCAAGGACCUAGGGGAACCAAUUGGCGGGAGCACAAAGCCCGGAGGGCGGAAUUCACGGACGAACCCCUCCUCGGGGAGUGAGAGGACCUCCCAGCGGGGCCAGCGGGUUAGGACUAUUUUGAACCAUCACUGUGGCUAUACAAUUCUGCACAUUCUCAGCCACCUGCGGCCUAACGAACACCGCGGGGGCUCCGGUUCCAGCCGCGAGGUUGUCAUGAGGGUCACGACGGUAUAAUAACAGCCUACGGGGCCUUUGCCAAGAGGGAGAGGCUCCGCGGUUCCCAUGGAAGGAAGAAGCCGAUGCCUUCAUCUUCCGCACAGGCUCCAUUACGAGCCCUUACGGGGCAGGCCGCACGCUGUAUACUGUCCGACGCAGGAGGCUGCCUGGCUCCGUGGUGUUGCCGCCGCAGACCCCACCCGCCUCUUCCUUGUCGUGCGUGGGGAGUGCCUCAACUUGGUUGUACCUUCCUACCCUCCCAUCAAUGUGAAUUUAUUUUUUCUUUCUCUCUCCAUCCAGCUUGUGGUGAAAGGAGAGACAACCCCCCCCCCCAAAAAAAACCCCAACC